UACCACCUCAUCGACGUAAAAUUUAUCCCAUCGGUACCCGGAGUCAAAGUCACGGAAAUUUGUUAUUAGUAUCACCUUGGGCGUUAUGAGCGCGUGCGGCAGGGGGAGCGAAGCUGACUCCGCCGGGGUUAUGGUGUCCAGGUGUAUGGGUGUCCAGGUGUUCCAGCCUACGCUCCCUAGGCAGGCCAGGGUGCGUACGCAGAAGCAGACAGCCCAGGCAGACCCCGGGGCACCAGCCCACUUAGGCAGAGCGACAAAAGCAUCACCGAGCCCACUUUGACACAUAGCUCGACACAUGAACAGCAUCGACAAAUGAUAACCAGAGGGCUCGUGAGGGCCUCCUCCACGCUGAGGUUUGCACCAUCGUUGGCGUGCCGUGAGAACCACAGGCCGCCACCAGUGAGAAAAGUCAACCUCGGCUCCAUGGUUGAGUUCAUAAGGGAUUAUGUCCCAGUGGCAUUGACACAGCUACCUGAUCAUGAUAGGCUCUCAGAUGACAUCACGCUAAGGGUUGCACCUACGGUGCACCCCAACGUGCCCAUGAUCAAGGGCCAUAUGAGCUAUGUGACGAGCCUGAAGGCGACACAGCUGAUAUUCACAACGUUCUUGCUGCAUCCGCAGACCCAGCUACACAUCACCGAUCUUGAAGUCGAUGAGGAAGGAAAGACCCAUAUAUACGGGCUGAUACCUGGAAGCACAAAGGUCAUUGUCAAAUGGACCACUUGUUCUGGAGGAUGCCACCAUAUAAAGGGUGCAACGCCGGCUACGGAGGCCCAUCAGCCAGUACAGGCCAAGAGUGAUGGCGAUGCUCGAAGAUUUGAUAUUGGGGGCGUGUUGGGGACGCUCUUUGGUAGUUCUAAACCACUGUCCAGUGGCGAAACAUCAAAGGAGAUCCGUGUCAUAUUUGGUAUCUUUGUAUUUGAACUGAACCACAACUGUGAUAAGAUCUUGGUUCAUAACCUGGAAAACUUAGACAUGCUGGAUAAAGAAGACUAUAACCAGCUGGGCAAUUGGGCUCCAAGCACAUGACACGCUACGUUGAACGGGUAUAAACACUCGCCCUUGUACAUAAAGUUUUGGGUAUUAUAUAUAUACACUCUUACAACUUGUUCUUUGCCUCUGCAAUGGCGUUCACUAGUGCAUUCGCAUCGUCAUCGGUCUUUACCCUCAGCACAUACGUUUCAAUCUUGCCACCUUCAACAACUGGAAUGCGAACACCUUUACCAACAUUGGUGUACUCUAAGGUUUUCGCAAUUGCAGUGUUUAGGAUAACACGUUCAGAUCCCUCUGCACGUAAU
Williopsis jadinii is the source of this 1298-nucleotide messenger RNA. RefSeq names its product Mco32p (gene MCO32). The transcript has a single exon. Lineage: Eukaryota; Fungi; Ascomycota; Saccharomycetes; Phaffomycetales; Wickerhamomycetaceae. Bases 313 to 1029 code for a protein of 238 amino acids. The record is from RefSeq and is a predicted model, not a curated record.